This is a messenger RNA of Podarcis muralis (Common wall lizard), 2481 nucleotides long. The record is from RefSeq and is a predicted model, not a curated record. Lineage: Eukaryota; Metazoa; Chordata; Lepidosauria; Squamata; Lacertidae.
AUGGAUGUCCUUUGGUUGCUUCUGUUACUGUUGUUUAUUAGCAGCUUUAACAACUGUAAUUUCCAUGACAGUUCGGUGCCAAAGAACUACCAGCACAUCCUGGCCUUGGCAUUUGCUGUCCAAGAGAUCAAUGAAAACCCCGACAUUUUAUCCAACGUCUCUCUGGGAUUUCACAUCCUCAACAGCUACUACACUGCCAGGAUGACCUAUAAGGCCAGCCUCAGCCUCUUUUCUGCACAAGGGAGGUUUGUCCCCAACUUCCAGGGUCACAACCAGAAGAAAGUGAUAGCUCUGAUCGGAGGAUGCAUCUCCGAAAUCUCUGCAAAUGUGGCCGUCAUUUCAGCAAUGUACAAGACUCCACAGCUCACUUAUGGAUCAUUUUUGCCAAUACAACACGCCAACACUUUAUUCCCCUUUUUGUACCAGAUGGUCCCAAAGGAAGCCCACCAAAGCACAGGAGUUGUGAUAUUACUUCAGCAUUUUGGGUGGACAUGGAUUGGGCUUGUUGCUGUGGAUGAUGACAAAGGGGACCGGUUUUUACAGACAAUGGUUCCAAUGCUUGAUGAAAAUGGCAUCUGUUACGCCUUCAUCAUGAGAAUCCCAAAAUGGAAUUAUGUGGAUGAGAUUAUAGAAUACGUUUCACAACGUGUAGAACACUAUGUGACUGUCUUCAAGGAGAAAGCCAACGUGUUUUUUGUAUAUGGAGAACCACCAUCCUUUCAGGCUUUGAGAGUGCUGUUCUUUGUAGCACCAUUCAUAGAACUGCCACCUCUUGGAAAAGUCUGGAUUGUUACAUCUCACUGGGAUUUUGCAUCAUUCUCUAUUCAAAAGAACUGGGAUUUACAAACCUUCCAUGGGUCCAUAUCUUUCACAGUUCACUCAAAUCAGCCUGAGGGUUUCCAGAAGUUCCUUCAGAUGGUAAGACCUUCGUGGUUCAAAAGAGAUGGCUUUAUUCAAGACUUCUGGGAACAGGCUUUUGACUGUUUGCUAACAACGUCCAAGGAGUGGGAAGGAGAGGAGAAUAAAACCUGCACUGGGGAAGAGAAUCUGGAGAGUCUUCCUGGAGGUUUGUUUGAAAUGAAAAUGACUGGCCACAGCUACAAUGUCUACAAUGCUAUCUAUGCUGUGGCACAUGCUCUGAAUGCUAUAUUCAAAUCCAAAUCCAUGAAUAGAAGAUUGGAAGAAGGACGAAAAAUGGCAUUUCAGAAUGCGGAACCAUGGCAGGUCCAUCGUUUUCUACGGAGCAUCGUUUUCAACAACACUGCUGGAGAUCAUGUGCACUUCAAUGAAAAUGCAGAAUUAGUUGUAGGUUUUGAUGUUACAAACUGGAGGAUUUACCCCAAUGGUUCAGUGAUUAGAGCCAAAGUUGGAAAACUGAACCCUCAGGCUCCUUUCGGCAAAGAGUUAACCAUUCAUGAUGAUCAGAUUGCGUGGCAUAAAAGCUUUAAUCAGAUGCUGCCAGUUUCUGUGUGCAAUGACAACUGCUAUCCUGGCUACAGCAGGAAAAAGAAAGAGGGAGAGAAAUUCUGCUGCUAUGAUUGUGUUCCAUGUCCAGAAGGGACCAUCUCUAACCAGAAGGAUAUGGAUGCCUGUGUCAAGUGUGCAGAAGAAAACUACCCAAACCAGGACCAAACAGGGUGUGUUCCAAGGGGGCUGAGCUACCUCUCCUACCAAGAAAAGUUAGGGCUCAGCUUAGCUGUCUCCGCUCUGGCUUUCUCCCUGAUCACCACCUUUGUGCUGGCGACUUUCGUUAAGCACAAGGACACUCCCAUCGUCAAAGCCAACAACCGCAGCCUCACCUACCUCCUCCUCCUCUCCCUCCUUCUCUGCUUCCUCUGCUCCUUGCUCUUCAUUGGUCAGCCUGGAAAAGGGACCUGCCUCUUCCGACAAAUGACUUUCAGCAUCGUCUUCUCAGUGGCCCUUUCCAGUAUUCUGGCCAAAACCAUCACCGUGGUUCUAGCAUUCAUGGCAACCAAGCCCGGAUCCAGAAUGAGGAGAUGGGUGGGGAAGGGGCUGGCCAAUUGCGUGGUCUUUUCCUGCUCUUUCCUUCAAGCUGGCAUUUGCACCCUUUGGCUAAGUGCUUCCCCUCCAUUCCCAGAUACAGACAUGCAGUCACUGAAGAGUGAGAUCAUCCUGGAGUGCAAUGAGGGUUCAGCUGCCAUGUUCUAUUGUGCUUUGGGUUAUAUGGGUUUUCUGGCCGUUGUGAGUUUCCUUGUCGCUUUCCUGGCCAGAAAGUUACCUGACAGUUUUAAUGAGGCCAAAUUUAUCACGUUUAGCAUGUUGGUUUUCUGCAGUGUUUGGCUGACCUUUGUUCCAACCUACCUGAGCACCAAAGGGAAAUACAUGGUAGCUGUGGAGGUCUUCUCCAUCUUGUCCUCCAGUGCUGGGUUACUGGGUUGCAUCUUUUUCCCUAAAUGCUACAUCAUUGUGCUGAGGUCUGACCUGAACAACAAGGAAAGCCUAAUAAGGGGAAGAAAAUAA